AUGCCUACUCAAUUUCAUGUCUCCGAAGAGUCCUUAGGCCACCAUUACAGCGUGGUCACGGCCGACGAUCAAGGGGGAAAGCAUCAAUUUUACGUAGAAAAUGCCCCGGGAGCUUCGAAGAAGCCGGAUCUCACGUUCUACGAUGGUGCCGACAAUACCGGUUCACUCAUUGGGCUUUCCAAAUUUCCUCGCAUCACAAACAACUGCGAGGUCAGAUUAGUCGAUGAGCAAUCAAACGAGGACUGGGUGCCUGUGACGAAAAGAGGUUUCAUGUCUAUGAAAUACACCUUUGAAAUCCCGGCCGGAUGCAAACAGGGUGCUUUGACAUGGAAGAAGACACGGUCAAUGGGCAGUGGCUCCAGUCCGUAUGGAAACAUGAAGUUAAUUGACGAGAAGAGUCACAAUGUUCUUGCGGUCUUCUCAUCGGAUUCUUUCUCGUUAGUCACUGGUCGACUCGAUAUGUGUCAAGACCAAGGGGGCUCGUUCGAUCGAUGGGCGCUUAUCACAGGGAUGGCUGUUCGAGAAAAACAGCGGCGCCAUACCAUUGGAACAGUGAGAUCAAAGGAAAAUGUGUACACUAUGGGUGCAGCGGGUGGUGGUAUGGGAAUGGGUGCAAUGGGUGGAAUGGGUGGCGGUGGGGGGUGCUAG
Penicillium atrosanguineum is the source of this 648-nucleotide messenger RNA. RefSeq lists its product as uncharacterized. The transcript has a single exon. The coding region runs from base 1 to 648 and encodes 215 amino acids. The record is from RefSeq and is a predicted model, not a curated record. NCBI's taxonomy places the organism in Eukaryota, Fungi, Ascomycota, Eurotiomycetes, Eurotiales, Aspergillaceae.